AUGAGAUUGGCACUGUCUCAAAUCCCAGCACGAAUGCUUGGCACUGUAAUCCCAAAUGCAUGGCACUACAGUAAUCACUUACUUUCAUUCUACCUACGAUUUAUUUGGUGGGGUGGCAUCUAUAUCAGCUGCUUUCUACUCUCAAGACUCUAUGGAAUUCCCUAUCUUCUUCUCUGGCCAAGGGUGAAUCAAUCGAUUCAAUCAAAGCAACCCAAGCAUUCAAAAGUAUCCGUUUUUAGUUCUUACUUUUGCCUGAUCCGGAACCCUAACCCGCCCCAAAGAUCACCCAUACCCAUCAAGAAAAAAGGCGCAACGAAGUGGGUUGUUAUCGCGAGAGAGCCCAGCACUGGUUAUUAUGGUAAGUAG
Messenger RNA from Zea mays, 366 nucleotides. Lineage: Eukaryota; Viridiplantae; Streptophyta; Magnoliopsida; Poales; Poaceae. The record is from the annotation of a RefSeq genome assembly.